This is a messenger RNA of Cavia porcellus (domestic guinea pig), 3088 nucleotides long. It is a transcript of the gene Arhgef4, whose product is annotated as Rho guanine nucleotide exchange factor 4. The record is from RefSeq and is a predicted model, not a curated record. The coding region runs from base 135 to 2189 and encodes 684 amino acids. Gene Ontology annotation, biological process: intracellular signal transduction. The transcript is spliced from 11 exons. Lineage: Eukaryota; Metazoa; Chordata; Mammalia; Rodentia; Caviidae. Gene Ontology annotation, molecular function: guanyl-nucleotide exchange factor activity; protein binding.
GCUCGUCGCCCGCGGCUGCCUGGGGAGCCUGCGCCGCGCCCUCGGUGGGCGCUGGACCCCUACCGCGCACAUCCCGCGCGCCCUGGCGCCCUCAGAGCCCAGCGAAGGUGCGGCCUCCUUGGGGGAGCCCCACGAUGUCAGCAGGCCUGGAGCGACGUUCGCGUGGGGGCGGAGAAGGUGCCGAGGACGUUGCGCCGCCGCCCGUGCGCCCCGCGGCCCCCAACCCUGGCCCCGCGCCCGGCUCGCGCGCCCCCUCGCCCACCGCCGGGCCGCCGCCGAGCCUAUGGCUGGAACUGGGCGCCCCCUGCGCGCGGGCGCAGCAGUGCCCCAGCGAGUCGAGCGGGCGGGCGAGCGGCGAGCUCGGCACUAGCAGCAGCGGCGGCAGCGGCAGCAGCAGCGCGGGGCUGUCCCCGGGCUCCGACUCCGACAGUAGCGGCGUGGCGUGCGGUGGCCGCGGCAGCAUGCGCGGCGCCCUGUCCCGCGCCUGGAGCCUGGAGAGCCUGCGCUCUGCCUCCGCCGCAAUGCCCGAUGCAACCCUGGACACAGCUCUCCGAGUGGAAGAGAUGGGAAGCAAGGAGGACCUGUAUGAGGACCUGCACGGCUCUGGCCACCACUACAGCCACCCUGGAGGGGGUGGAGAGCAGCUGGCCAUCAAUGAGCUGAUCAGCGAUGGCAGUGUGGUCUGUGCUGAAGCACUCUGGGACCAUGUCACCAUGGAUGACCAGGAACUGGGCUUCCAAGCUGGAGAUGUCAUCGAAGUGAUGGAUGCCACCAACAGAGAGUGGUGGUGGGGCCGUGUUGCUGACCACGAGGGGUGGUUUCCAGCCAGCUUCGUGAGGCUGCGUGUGAACCAGGACGAGCCAGCUGAGGAUGACAACUUUGAGGCCCCCUUGGCUCGGCAAGGCGAGGCAGAGGGUUGUGGGCUAGAAGCACCAAGCAGCAAGGACCAGAUGCGGACCAACGUCAUCAAUGAGAUCCUUAGCACAGAGCGUGACUACAUCAAGCACCUGCGAGACAUCUGCGAGGGCUACCUCAGGCAGUGCCGCCGGCGCUCCGACAUGUUCAGCGAGGAGCAGCUGCGAACCAUCUUCGGCAACAUCGAAGACAUUUAUCGGCGCCAGAAGGUGUUUGCCAGGGCCCUGGAGCGCAGCUUCAACAGUGAGCACCCACACCUCAGCGAGCUUGGCGCCUGCUUCCUGGAGCACCAAGCAGACUUCCAGAUCUACUCUGAAUACUGCAACAACCACCCCAAUGCCUGUGUGGAGCUUUCUCGGCUCACCAAGCUCAGCAAGUACAUGUACUUCUUUGAGGCCUGCCGGCUACUGCAGAAGAUGAUUGACAUCUCCUUGGAUGGCUUCCUGCUAACACCUGUGCAGAAGAUCUGCAAGUACCCCCUGCAACUGGCAGAGCUUCUCAAGUACACCCCACCCCAGCACAGGGACUUCAGGGAUGUCGAGGCUGCUUUGCGUGCCAUGAAAAACGUGGCCCAGCUCAUUAACGAGCGGAAACGGAGACUGGAAAACAUCACCAAAAUUGCUCAGUGGCAGAGUUCUAUAGAGGACUGGGAGGGGGAAGAUCUCUUAGUUAGGAGCUCAGAACUCAUCUACUCCGGAGAGCUGACUCGCGUUACACAGCCUCAAGCCAAGAGCCAGCAGAGAAUGUUUUUUCUGUUUGAUCAUCAGCUCAUCUACUGUAAGAAGGACAGCGUCUGGCAGGAUCUACUUCGCCGAGAUGUGCUGUACUACAAGGGCAGGCUGGAUAUGGACAGCUUAGCAGUGGUAGACCUCGAGGACGGCAAGGACCGUGACCUCCACUUGAACAUCAAGAAUGCCUUCCGGCUGCACUGUGGCAUCUCAGGGGACAGCCACCUACUCUGUGCUAGGAAGCCUGAGCAGAAGCAGCACUGGCUCAAGGCCUUCGCCAGGGAGAGGGAGCAGGUGCGCCUGGAUCAGGAGACAGGUUUCUCUAUCACAGAGCUGCAGCGGAAACAGGCCAUGCUGAGUGCCAGCAAACAGCAGGCCACAGGGAAGCCCAAAGCUGUUGGCAGGCCCUGCUACCUGACGCGCCAGAAGCACCCAAAACUGCCCAUAAGCUGGCCCCAACAGCAGGUCCUGGUACUGACAGAGCCCCAGCGGAAACCAUCCACCUUCUGGCACAGCAUCAGCAGGCUGGCACCCUUCCGUAAAUGAGCCGGCACCCACCCGACAGCACUUUGUGGCCCUGUCUACCUACAGCUCCCAGCUUUGCCUCGUGAGGCCUUCUCCACCUGGCCCUUCUCUGUUUUGCAAACUGCAAGUGAUCAGGGCUGAGCAAAGGAGUUGCUUGGGGCUCCAAGGCAGUGCCAGGUCUGUGCCCCCUCCUGGGUUUCAUCCUUGCUGCUGGCAGAGUGACAAGGCAGUGGAGAGACUAUCUGGCAGGGGGAAGCAGGGCUCCACACAUAUGAGCAGCACUUCUUCAGCCUGCCUGCCACCAUCCUCAUCCGCUUACACUCAAGAGGGUGCUGGCCACUCAGGACUCCUGGGAAAUCUACACAGCCCUAAGCUUGUCUCUGGGCAGGACAGGCCUACCUAUGGCCACCAGGCUCCUGCAAAGCUGGACCAUGCCCCCUACCCUCUAGCUCAUUCAGGCCCCUUGCAACCUUAGUGGGCAUACCAGUUCUGCACCCCAAAUGUCUGGCCCAGAGCUGCCCUUCUGCCUCCCAACCCCUCUACAGGCUGCUGACGACCUCUUCACUUGUGAUGUGGAUAAGCAUCAGCCACACAGGAACGUCUGUUCUGUGACAUCUGCAGCUGUGAGGCAGCUGCAGAAUCACUUGGUUUCUGUGUUGGAUUUUGUUGCAUUUUCUAAAACCGGAGUAGGCAUGAAAAGCCAUAAAGACUGAAUUCUACGGCCCAGAAUCCAGAACUGAUCCAUCCAGCCCUGGUGGUGGGGUGCAGCAAGGCACCUGUAUCCUGUAGAGAUAUAAGGGCACAGCCUGAGCCUUGGCGUGGAGCCCACAAGACUCAGCAGCAUGGAUGGUCACUCUUGUACUAUCCCUUCUCCAGGCCAGAAACCACACUGAUUUCAUAAAGAAACUGGUGAAAAGUAA